Molecule: messenger RNA, 724 nt
Organism: Misgurnus anguillicaudatus (oriental weatherfish)
Lineage: Eukaryota; Metazoa; Chordata; Actinopteri; Cypriniformes; Cobitidae
Source: RefSeq, a predicted model, not a curated record
UAGCAGAAAUAAAGCUUUUAAAGGAUGUAGUUGGUCAAAAAAGUAAGCAUGAUGAUUACAUUUUCUCUUUCACAGUAUAAAAGAGGAACAAAAUCUGUUUGCUUUUUGCUGUUGGCACUUCUUUGGGACAGUGGUUACGUCUUAACUAUAAAAAGGGGCGAUACUGCAGCCCAUGUGAAUCUCACGGCAUUUCAUCGUCUACCUAACCAAUGUAACGUGGAUGGUUUUAAUAAUGAUUGGUAUAAAGUGGACAACUACUGCGUCAAAUACUUCCGGAGACCUCUAAACUUCACUGACGCAGAGAACAGCUGUAGAAGAAAAGUCCCUGGAGGACAUCUGGUGUCAGUGCAUAAUUUCGGGGCUAAUUAUGAUUUGCUCUCCAUUGUGAGGAAGAUGAACCCAACAAACUUGCGCAUGUGGCUUGGGGGAUAUGAAAUAUUACAGUCUGGUAAAUUUCUUUGGAUGGAUGGUUCCUUCUGGGACUAUGAAGCUUGGACACCCGGUGAGCCCAGACACAUCUACUCCAGCAAAGAAGAAUGCGUGGAGAUGAACUGGAAAGGUGCUGGCAAAUGGAAUGAUGACUCUUGUAGCAACAGAAAAGGCUACAUAUGUGCCUUCAAACACAAGGGCAUCAUUGAUGAGUAGACUGAGAUGAUAUAUCAACCCAUAAAACAUUCAGCGUAAAUGGUUUUUCCUCUGCAUCUCAAAAAAAAAAAAAAAAAAU